ACCUCCCCUAACUUCCAGCUCCAAGAGAAACUCCUCUUCUUGGAUUCUCUUGGUAUAGACUCUUUCCAUUGCCUCACUUCGCAUUCCCUUAUCAUCUCCUCUUCCUUAUCCGAUCUCAAAUCAAUUAUUGACUUUCUUUACUCCAUCAAUCUCACCAUUCUUGAUAUCCGGCGCGUGCUACACAUGUGCCCGGACAUUUUAACCACACCACUUUCCUCCAUCCUCCGCCCCGCCGUCACCUUCUUGCUCCGGGAAGCUCACGUCACCGGUGACAAUCUUCCGUUUGUUCUCCGCCGCCGCCCCCGGCUGCUCACUAAAUCCGUAGAACAGAAUCUUCGACCCACCCUUUACUUCUUGCAGAGUACUAUUGGUAUUGAGGAUGUUUCAAAGUGCGCAACUUUACUCUCUUGUUCUGUGGAAACUAAGUUUAUACCCCGUUUGGAUUACUUUCUGAGAAUUGGGUUUUCGAGGAGAGAUGCGAAAGUGAUGUUUAGGAGGUUCCCAUCGUUGUUCUGUUACAGUAUAGAGGAUAAUUUGGAGCCGAAAUUUGAUUACUUUGUGGUGGAAAUGGGGAGGGAGUUGAAGGAAUUGACUGUAUUCCCUCAGUAUUUCUCGUUUAGCUUAGAGAAAAGGAUAAAGCCGAGGCACAGGAUGUGUGUUGAGAAAGGAGUGUGCUUGUCAUUGCCUGUGAUGUUGAAGUCACACGAAUCGCGAUUUCGUGAUAGGUUGGAUGUAUGUUGUAGCUCUUCUAUGCCGGGAACUUGAACUGGCUGGGAGUAGGAUUUGAAAGAAGAACCAGUUAUGAAUACUGAAGAAGAGGGACUAAUCUGAGCUGUUGACUACUUCCAAUGAAUUACAAAUCACUCAGCUACAAAAUCAAUUUGUUGCGUGGAUUGCUUAUCAUACCAUUUAUUUUAAAGAUUUUCUCAGUCUUGUCAUUAUAAUUCCCUCCAGUUUAAGGUGCGGAGGUCGAGCAUUAGGGUUGUAGGCUAGGAGGUAGUCGAGCUUUUUUCUACUUCGAAGCGGGGGUGAGGCUAGUUUGAUAGGGUUGAUCUUAGACAGCUAGUGGUUAAUGUUGUGUUCACAUUAUCCUUCUGUUUUAUAUAGCUGCGGGCCUUAACUACUGGUUAUUGUUAUUACAUGUCAUUUAUUUUUUGUUUUUUA
This is a messenger RNA of Nicotiana tabacum (common tobacco), 1164 nucleotides long. Its product is annotated as protein SEEDLING LETHAL 1, chloroplastic-like. Gene Ontology annotation, molecular function: double-stranded DNA binding. The record is from RefSeq and is a predicted model, not a curated record. Gene Ontology annotation, biological process: regulation of DNA-templated transcription. Lineage: Eukaryota; Viridiplantae; Streptophyta; Magnoliopsida; Solanales; Solanaceae.